Solea senegalensis (Senegalese sole) is the source of this 2669-nucleotide messenger RNA. Its product is annotated as kelch-like protein 20. The transcript has 12 exons. The record is from RefSeq and is a predicted model, not a curated record. Gene Ontology annotation, molecular function: protein binding. NCBI's taxonomy places the organism in Eukaryota, Metazoa, Chordata, Actinopteri, Pleuronectiformes, Soleidae. Bases 105 to 1967 code for a protein of 620 amino acids.
CGACGGAAGGCGGGGCUUCCUGUAGCUGCUUUUAAUCGUAGGAGAGUGUGUUCGCUGUGUGGAAGUCACGAUCAUGUCAAACAGGUUCAUAUGACGAGAGAGACAUGGCUGAAAUUAUUGCCGUUAACGCCGGUUUACCGUCCCUCUCCGAUAUUAACGUCACAUUUCGGGUUCAAGAGGACGCUGGCGCCGCUGCCACCGCCCCUCCAGCCUCCCUGAGCAGCGAGGACUACCUGUUUGUGGAGGCCAGACACCCCAACACUGUCCUGCAGGGCCUCAACAGCCUGCGGCUCAACAACGCCUUCUGUGACGUGACGCUGUGCUGUGGAGGACACGAGUUCCCGUGUCACCGCAUCGUGUUGGCCUCUUUCAGCUCUUACUUUCAGGCAAUGUUUUCCACUGACCUGAUAGAGUCCAAACAGGAGCGAGUUGCCAUCAAUGGAGUUGAACCUCAGAUGAUUGGCAUGCUGGUGAGCUAUGCCUACACGUCAGAAGUCUACAUCUCAAAAGCCAAUGUGCAGGCUUUGUUGGCAGCAGCCAACCUGCUGGACGUGAUGGCUGUCAGAGAGGCCUGCUGUUGUUUCAUGGAGCGUCAGAUGGAUGAGAUAAACUGUGUGGGAAUUCACUGCUUCGCCGAGGCCCACUCUUGUAAGGUGCUGGAGAAACGCAGCAUGGACUACAUCCUUGAGCACUUCAGCAGUGUUUAUCAGCAGGAGGAGUUCCUGUCUCUGUGUGUGGACAAACUGACAGAUAUCAUUGGCAGUGACCACCUCAAUGUGCCCAAAGAGGAGCUGGUGUUUGAGGCUGCCAUGUUGUGGUUGAAUAAGUGCCCCUCUCGAAAACAGAGCUUUGAAAAGGUCCUCGAGCAUAUCCGCCUGCCGCUCAUCAGCCCCUAUUACCUCCAUGAUGUGAUUGAGUCUCUGGAUGUGGUGAAAGAAAACCAGGGCUGCCAAAGGCUUAUCUCCGAGGCCAAGGACUACUUGCUGCUGAAGGACCGCCGAGGGGAACUCUACUGCCCCAGAUCGAGACCCCGCAGGUCCACAGGGACAGCUGAAGUGAUAGUGACAGUUGGAGGGGAGGACGACAAGGUGGUGCUGCGUAGUGCCGAGAGCUUCGAUCCUGUGACAAAUCAUUGGAAGAAUCUGGCGAGCCUGCCUUUUGCUGUGAGCAAACAUGGGCUGGUCGUGUCAGACUCGACUUUGUAUUUGGCUGGAGGGGAGUUUCCUGACGGCUCAGCUAGCAGAGAGAUGUGGCGCUAUGACCCUUGCUUCGACUCCUGGAUGGAGAUGGCCCCGAUGAAUGUAGCUCGAUCUGAGUUAGGCCUGGUGAUGCUGGAUGGCUUUGUUUAUGCAGUAGGAGGGUGGGAGGGUCGGUCUCGUCUGGACUCUGUGGAGUGCUACAACCCUCACACCAACUCCUGGCAGUUCACAGAGUCUGUUAAAAUGGCCGUCACAAGUCCUGCUGUAGUAGCCUUGGAUGGACUGCUUUAUGUUACUGGUGGUGCAGUUCUAGAGGAUGGUGAUGGUACAGACCUUGCCCAGGUGUACAAUCCAAAAACAGCAGUAUGGACAGAGAUCACCCCGAUGCAGAUUGCACGCUCUGGUUCAGCAGCGUGUACACUCAAAGGAAAGAUCUAUGUUAUAGGUGGAUGGCAUGCCUCAACAGAGAACACGGAUAAGGUGGAGUGUUACAAUCCCAAGACCAACCAGUGGACCAUGUGUGCCCCUAUGAAAGAACGAAGGUACCGGCCCGGUGCCUCUGUGGUGGAUGGAAAGAUUUAUGUCCUGGGAGGAGAAGAAGGCUGGGACAGAUAUCACGACACCAUUGAGAGGUUCUGUGAUGAGACAGACGCGUGGGAGAUUGUUGGGGAGAUGCCCACCAGUCGCAGCUGGCUCAGCUGUGUCUCUCUCCAGCUGAGGAAGGACAUUCACAUAAACAGCUGUCCUGGGACACCAAAUGACAACUGAAGCAGGACAUGGAGGACUCUCUUGUGGUUUCUAUUGGCACCCUAUUCAGGGAUCAUAGCACUAAAAAGCUCAGAGCUGCAGAGACCAGCAAACUAAGAAGUGAUGCCUGGAUUUGCCACAGCGCCCUUUGAGCUGUUACUGAUGGCAAAGUAGUUGAUUUAUGUGUUAAAUCUGUGAGAGCUGGUGGAGUGAAUCUCACUGACCUGGGUCUCUCCUUUGGCAUGGAUAAAAGAUACUGUUUACACAUAUGAUCUCCAAAUUACUGUGAUGGACAGCUCAGUCAGCAAACUGAGCUCAUUUUCUGUAUGACAUGAACAUGAAUAGAAUGUUGUCUUUAUGUCCAAUCACCUCAAAUCUGUGAAGAUUCUCUCAGCCAAUAUAGUGUAUUUUUGUAUCAGCAUUAUUGAUGUAUUUAUUGAGGUGACAAGCUGUGAAAAAUACUUUCUUUUUUUUUAAAAGCAAAAAAAGAAAAGUAAACAUUUUGCUCUAUUAAAAGACGCUCUGAGGGCCAAAGAAUCGAUUUGCGUAAAUGAUGUUUGUGAGCUUUUAUGUGAGCAGUGUUUUUUGUAAUUUAACUUUAUACGUUUUGAAUGAGUCUUUACUAGCUGUAACCUGUUGUAUAUUUUUGUAAUGUAGUGUGCGUCAUGCAUUUCAGCGAAUAUAAAUGGAGCUAGGUCCUAAUAAAGAUGUUCACUUAUUUAA